AUGAUGGCGGUAAUCUGCAACGCAAUUACCGCCUCCUCCGUGCUGUCGAUCGUGGCCAUCGUGCUGUCGAUCAUAGCCAUCACCCGCUCCGUGAACGAUUGCAUGGUCGGAAAAGCGCCCGUGCGCAAACUGCUCAAUAGCGGCCAGUACCACCACCUCGCGAUCGCUCAGCGCGGGAUCGAUCCCAAGGAUGCUUUCAACUAUGUGAAGGAGAAUCCUCCCGGUUACAAAUUCGGCCCCCUUCCCGACAAAUGGGUCCAGGAGGGGGUGGAGCGCUUCCCGUACAUCUACUGCCAUAAUGCAUUUGAUAUCCGCGUGAUGAAUGAGGUGAAGGCGGCGUAUCUGGCGGCAGGAUUGAACUGGGAGUCUGUCUGGGAAAACCCUGAAUACGUGCAAUCUGGGGUAGCCUUUGCAGACCCCGGACUUACCAAGGUGUUCGCCGAGCUCCAGAACGCGGCGAUGUCCGAGUGCCGCAGGCGGCCUGAGUAUCACCUUGGGACAAACUUCGCUCGCGGCACCAUGGUCUACCAGGACUUUAUGGGCACGCAGGACUUGGCCCAUGAUCUCGACACCCUUCGCACGGCCAUCGGCGCGGAUAAGCUGUCCGUCUGGGGCGUCUCUUACGGCACAGAAGUGGGCGCAACCUACGCGACGGUGUACCCGGAGCGGGUCGACAAAGUGAUCCUGGAUGGAAAUGUCGCGAUAUCGAAUGAGAUCUACGAGGCUGCGCACCUCUGGGCUCUCAGCUACGAACAAGUUUGGAACGGACUCGCGGCAGCUUGCAACAACGAUUUCUUUGUGGCCGGCGGCAUCGACGCCCCUACCCUCCCCGCCGAUGACUUUUGCGCGGCGACGCCAUAUCCAACGGACAAAAUGAGCAAGCUCCUGGAGACAGACGAAACGCUUUUGUUGAUGGCUUAUACUCUCCUCGGAAAAUUCUUCGAGGACUACGGAAUUAUGUGGAAGGGUGUCUCUCCCGGCAGCGCGAUCAUGAUGGCGUGCGUCGAGUCCCUCCACAAGAACGGGGACUUCGACGGGGAGGGCUGUUGCGACUACCAGCCCGAAAAGAAAUGUUGCAACGGUAAGAUUCAAAUUCCAGCCAACUCAAACACCACUUUUCAAGAAAUGGAGGAUGGAAAUCCCACUGUCGCGCUGGUUCGCUCCGUCGACAUGGCAGGACGACUCAGCACCGCGGACAUUGCACGCCUCUGGGCCGACCUCAGGGACAAACACCCGAUCGGGUUCCUUCGCGCAAACGGUAUCAUCAGCAUCGUCUCGGCGCCCAACCUGCCACGCCCGGUGCCUUCUUACGGAUCGGGGCUGGACAAGCUGAAGCCUCUCAUCAUCGGCGACUUUCACGACCCCGCUACGACGUACACGGCUUCGCAGGACAUGCGAGACAAGUUUCCCAACGGCGCGCUGAUGAGCUGGCAGGGCUACCACCACGGCCUCUUUGACGAUGGCGACUUUGGCUUGUCCGACUACACCUCCUACACGUUCCAGAGCGAGGGUUACGGCGCGAAGGAUUGCUACGACAGGAUGUUGAACUAUCUCGAGGAUGGCACGCUCCCACCGAACGGCUACACGUGCCCGAUCAAUGGCCCAGCCGCAGGCUCUCUCAGCCUGAAGGUUGCAAAGCAGGUGCCCACGUGCCCGCCGGCCAAUGCCCCAUCGCCUUAA
Emiliania huxleyi CCMP1516 is the source of this 1680-nucleotide messenger RNA. RefSeq lists its product as hypothetical. The transcript is spliced from 3 exons. NCBI's taxonomy places the organism in Eukaryota, Haptophyta, Isochrysidales, Noelaerhabdaceae. The record is from RefSeq and is a predicted model, not a curated record. Bases 1 to 1680 code for a protein of 559 amino acids.